This is a messenger RNA of Epithele typhae, 504 nucleotides long. RefSeq lists its product as uncharacterized. The coding region runs from base 1 to 504 and encodes 167 amino acids. The transcript is spliced from 5 exons. NCBI's taxonomy places the organism in Eukaryota, Fungi, Basidiomycota, Agaricomycetes, Polyporales, Epitheliaceae. The record is from RefSeq and is a predicted model, not a curated record.
AUGGCGUCCACAUUCUAUCUCUUCCGCGUCUUCACGCUGGCUCGUCCUCAGUCUGAAUACCGCGGUAGCAGUCCAGGGACCAUCGCAGAUGCCGUCGGCACACCCUGGAGCAACGCGGGCAUCAUCGCUGGAAUCGGCCAGCUAGUCUUCAUGGCGGUCGUCUUCAUCCGUGGAUUCAUGCGGCGCGGCACGCCCGUUGCAUGGGAGCUCGGCAUGUUCUUCGCCGGCGCCGCCCUCCUCUUCUUGACCGCGAUCCUUGCCUUCACCUUCAAGGACGGCUCCGGCGGCCUCACCUGUGCAGGCGCCACGAACGUCAGUGUUAUCACCAUGUGCAAUGGCCGACUGCCCAUCGCCUUCGUCUCUAUCGCCACAGGUGGCUGGCUUGCGCUCUACUGCCUCAUCGGCGUCUUCGUCACGAUGUCCGCGUCGAGCAGCGGGCAGUCACCCUGGAGCUCGCCGUUCCGGACGAACGACAGCACCAAGGAGAAGCUGGGAGACGUGUAG